Lathyrus sativus (Indian pea) is the source of this 954-nucleotide messenger RNA. Lineage: Eukaryota; Viridiplantae; Streptophyta; Magnoliopsida; Fabales; Fabaceae. The record is from the annotation of a GenBank genome assembly.
AUGGCAGAUUCAAUUACCACCAUUAAAGCUUGGACUUACUCCGAAUACGGCAACACCGUUGAUGUUUUAAAAUUUGAUCCAAACGUGGCUUUACCUGACGUGAAAGAUGAUCAAGUUCUCAUCAAAGUUGCAGCUGCUUCUCUUAAUCCCGUUGAUUAUAAGAGAUUGAAUGGCGCCUUCAAAGCCUCCGACUCUCCUUUACCGACUGCUCCGGGGUAUGAUGUAUCCGGAGUUGUGGUUAAGGUAGGGAGUGAAGUGAAGAAAUUUAAGGUCGGAGAUGAAGUUUAUGGUGAUAUCAAUGCGAAAGCUUUGGAAUAUCCAAAGGUGAUUGGUUCACUGGCUGAGUAUACUACUGCAGAAGAGACAGUGUUGGCUCAUAAGCCGGAAAAUUUGAGCUUUGCUGAAGCUGCUAGUCUUCCUUUAGCAAUUGAGACUGCUUAUGAAGGCCUUGAACGAGCCGGCUUAUCUGCUGGUAAAUCUAUACUUGUUCUUGGUGGUGCUGGUGGAGUUGGAACUCAUGUCAUUCAGCUUGCCAAGCAUGUUUUUGGCGCGUCGAAAGUAGCAGCUACAUCUAGCACGAAGAAAGUAGAAUUGUUGAGCAAGUUAGGAGCUGAUUUGCCGAUUGAUUAUACAAAGGAGAAUUUUGAAGAGUUGUCUGAGAAGUUUGAUGUGGUGUUUGAUACAGUAGGGGAAACUGAGAAGGCAUUCAAGGCUGUGAAAGAAGGUGGGAAAGUUGUGACAAUUGUACCACCAGGAAUUCCACCAGCAAUAGUGUUCAUACUUACUUCUAAUGGGGCUAUUUUAGAGAAACUAAAACCUUAUUUGGAGAGUGGAAAGGUGAAGCCAGUGCUUGAUCCCAGGAGUCCAUUUCCAUUUUCUCAAGCUGUUGAAGCAUUUUCGUAUCUGGAAACUGGUAGAGUUACUGGAAAAGUAGUUAUUCAUCCCAUACCAUGA